CAUACUCACAAACUGUAACGAGAUGUUUAAAUCCUCUGUAACAAACUCAAAAUCUCUCUCUCUCUCGGUCUCGAUUUCAUUCUCGAUCUCGACGCUCCCAAUUCUAGAUCUCUUGAUCUCUCGCCAUGAAUUCCGAAUAUGAUUAUUUGUUCAAACUGUUGCUUAUUGGUGAUUCUGGUGUUGGCAAAUCAUGCCUUCUGCUAAGGUUUGCGGAUGAUUCAUAUCUGGAGAGCUACAUAAGUACCAUCGGAGUUGAUUUUAAAAUACGUACGGUGGAGCAAGAUGGGAAGACCAUCAAACUUCAGAUUUGGGAUACUGCUGGUCAAGAACGAUUCAGGACAAUCACUAGCAGUUACUAUCGAGGUGCUCAUGGUAUUAUUGUUGUUUAUGAUGUGACGGACCAAGAGAGCUUCAACAAUGUAAAACAGUGGUUAAAUGAGAUUGACCGUUAUGCAAGCGAAAAUGUGAACAAGCUUCUAGUUGGAAACAAGUGUGAUCUAGCUGAAAAGAAAGUUGUAUCCUCUGAGACAGCAAAGGCAUUUGCUGAUGAAAUUGGCAUUCCCUUCAUGGAGACUAGUGCUAAGAGCGCGACUAAUGUGGAACAAGCCUUCAUGGCUAUGGCUGGUUCAAUCAAGAACAGGAUGGCAAGCCAACCUGCAAUGAACAAUGCAAGGCCUCCUACAGUUCAAAUCAGGGGACAGCCUGUAGCUCAAAAGACGUCAUGCUGCUCUUCUUGAACUCUAUAACUUUCAGUUUCCAUGGAGGAAUCCAAAACAGCUUUCCUCUGCAGUUAUUGGUUUAUUUUCCUGUGGUUAUUGCAGAUGAUUAUUUCAUAAUUCAAUUCAUUCUGCCUAUUUUGUUUCAAAAUCCGUACACAUCGUGUUCAGAAUUUCGGAUGAUAAUGAUGUUGGUAAUUUUUUUUUUUUUUUGUUUUCUGUUCAAACCGUUGAUCUCAGUUGUGUGCACGUAAGUUGGAACUUUCAUGUUUCUAUGAUUUCUUUAAAACAAAACAAGUGAUAAAUUUCAAGUUGAA
Messenger RNA from Asparagus officinalis (garden asparagus), 1033 nucleotides. Its product is annotated as GTP-binding protein YPTM2-like. The transcript has 8 exons. Gene Ontology annotation, molecular function: GTPase activity; GTP binding. Lineage: Eukaryota; Viridiplantae; Streptophyta; Magnoliopsida; Asparagales; Asparagaceae. The record is from RefSeq and is a predicted model, not a curated record. Bases 126 to 737 code for a protein of 203 amino acids.